AUGGAAAGUCGAACGCCGUCGAUGAGAAGUCAGCCACUCACGACACUUCACGAAGGUCCUUCUAGUCGGCCCAGAAACAGUGUUAUCGUUAUCACACACGACUCCGACCUUUUGCAGGCAAACCCUUCGGAGUCGUCAACGUUCAAGUACAUCGUGCUUGAUUGUUCUGGAGUCGCAUAUGUGGAUCCUGAAGCACUUAAUGCUUCUCACGUGUAUUCCGAGCUACGCGAUGACAAUAUCAAACUACUAUUUGCUGGUGUUAAUGCGACCGUUCGUGAUUUCUUAGAAAUCAGCAAGUUCUUCGAUUUGGUUCCACGAAGCUAUUUCUUUCCAACCCUUCAGGAAGCACUUGGAUCACUCAGGAGCACGAACUUUCCGUUUCAUAUGAGCGUAUCGAUGAAUGGCUAUCGAGACGUGAUCACGCUGUCGACAGCACCGUCAAAUCUGGACAUAUCCUGCCAUUCUCCGGAGCCCGUAUGA
Molecule: messenger RNA, 480 nt
Organism: Ostertagia ostertagi
Lineage: Eukaryota; Metazoa; Nematoda; Chromadorea; Rhabditida; Trichostrongylidae
Source: the annotation of a GenBank genome assembly